Gongylonema pulchrum is the source of this 273-nucleotide messenger RNA. The record is from the annotation of a GenBank genome assembly. NCBI's taxonomy places the organism in Eukaryota, Metazoa, Nematoda, Chromadorea, Rhabditida, Gongylonematidae.
AUGAACGUUCGCCUGGUGACUGCAUGGGCACUAACUGCAUGUUGCGCACUAACGGUCGGCGCGGAUCUGCCAAGCUGUGAUCGGGCUAGAUGCCAUCACUGUCGAGUGCCAUUCAUCGCCAAAAUGUGCCCAGAAACUUGUGAGCCGUGCCCGAAGGAGAAAUUUUUGCUGGACAACGAACUUCCGGCAAAGAAAACUCCGGAUGGAACGACGAAAGACUUCAGGCAACAACAAAAGAAAUUUCCUCGCAAGCCUCAUGUAAGAUUUCGCUGA